AUGCAGCUACGUACAUCCCAAGCCUCAUAUAAGCAUACUUGGAAGAUGAUCCUGUCUAUACUGAACCUGAUGCUUUACUAUACCUUUAUUCGCUUUAAGAGACGCGAUGCAGUCCUGCCUUUCAUGAGCGAAAAACAUAGGAGUUCUUUUUAUUUAUUAUCUAUCUCUAUUUUCCGUGGUGCUGGAGAAAACAGCAUCAAUGGCAUUCGAGUUCAGAACCUAUUCCAAUUGGAGAGAUCUGAUUUGGCGCAAGGUUCAGAUCUUUCUGUACAAAUGUGCGUGCAAAUGUCCACAGAUGGUCCACAGGACAAUAUGUCUAUGAAAUUUAUAUACAUUGUCACUGAGAGACAUUCCAGCACAGAAGUAAGAUCUCCAAAAGGUGGCAGUGCGAACUUUAAAUUGGCUGAGUAUGUUUUCACCAAAAGUGCGAGACGAGUGGCUGCAAAGCUUUGUUUGGAGACAAGAAUAGGAAUUGAGUUUUGA
Messenger RNA from Lobosporangium transversale, 483 nucleotides. RefSeq lists its product as hypothetical. Lineage: Eukaryota; Fungi; Mortierellomycota; Mortierellomycetes; Mortierellales; Mortierellaceae. The coding region runs from base 1 to 483 and encodes 160 amino acids. The record is from RefSeq and is a predicted model, not a curated record. The transcript has 4 exons.